CUCGCGAGCCUCCCGGGGGUACGAGCAAUCCCUGCCAACUGCCCUAGUAGCCGCGAGCCUCUGUGCCCUGGCCCGCCGGCGCCCCCGGCCGCCACUCUUCCGGCGUGUCCCAGCGGCUGCCCUGAUGGACCGGCUCUCUUUGGGAUCGGACUUUCUGUGUCUGUCCCUCCGUUUCUGCUGGGCUCCAUGCCUGUGCUCUUUGAUUAUGCCUCUCAGCUCGUCCCCUGCUGUCCCCACGCCCGCAGGCUGAGGCUGGGGUAGAGAGUCUCGAGCGGCCCAGUUUGGGGUGGGGCUGCAGGUCCAGGUCCCGCCAUUCCCGCGACGGCUCCUCUGGGAGCCGCUCAGAAGGGCCUCCUCUCCCGCGGAAUGCCUGUGGACCCGGGCCGGGUCAGACCGCGGAUGCCGAGGCCGGGGCCGUCUCGCCGGGCGUCCUCGCGGGCUCGCCAGGGCCUGACCUGCUGGUUGCUCAGGAUUCAACAGACAUUUAAGUUUGGAUAGCCACUCAAGAAAACACCAUGAAAGAUACUGAUAUCAAGAGACUACUGUAUACCCAUUCUUUAUGCAUAUUUUCAAUUAUCCUAAGCAUCUUCAUUCCAUCAUUCUUCUUGGAGAACUUCUCAAUAUUGGAAACACACUUGACAUGGUUGUGCAUCUGUUCUGUUUUUGUAACUGCCGUCAAUCUAGUAUUAUAUUUAGUAGUGAAACCAAAUGCGUCCUCUAAAAGAAGUUCAUUGUCAUUCAAGGUAACCAGAUUUGUGAAAUGCUGUGUCUAUUUUCUUAUGUCUUGUUUCACCUUUCAUGUAAUUUUUGUUCUAUAUGGAGCACCACUAAUAGAGUUGGUGUUGGAAACAUUUUUAUUUGCAGUUACUUUGUCUACUUUUACUACUGUACCUUGUUUGUGUUUGUUGGGACCAAACAUCAAAGCGUGGCUAAGAGUUUUCAGUAGAAAUGGAGUUACGUCUGUUUGGGAGAACAGCCUCCAGAUCACUACAAUUUCUAGUUUCGUAGGAGCAUGGCUUGGAGCCUUUCCUAUUCCACUCGAUUGGGAAAGACCGUGGCAGGUCUGGCCCAUCUCCUGUACUCUUGGAGCGACCUUUGGCUAUGUGGCUGGCCUUUUUAUCUCACCACUCUGGAUAUACUGGAAUAGAAAGCAACUUACAUACAAGAACAAUUAAUUGGAGCAAAGGGAGAAGAUACUUCUUUGUGCAGAUUCCAUAAAGACUGUGCAGAAAUGUAUACGGUCUAAGCCAGGCAGUUCCAUUUACAGCACUGUUUUUUAUGUAGUUACAACAUGAUGUGAUUGUAGCUUUUUAAACUAUGAAACCCCUGAGAGAUUGUACCUUCUAGUUGAAAUAAAGUAUUUAUAUUAGAUUGUG
Equus caballus (horse) is the source of this 1376-nucleotide messenger RNA. It is a transcript of the gene PIGF, whose product is annotated as phosphatidylinositol glycan anchor biosynthesis class F. Gene Ontology annotation, cellular component: endoplasmic reticulum membrane. Lineage: Eukaryota; Metazoa; Chordata; Mammalia; Perissodactyla; Equidae. The record is from RefSeq and is a predicted model, not a curated record. Gene Ontology annotation, biological process: GPI anchor biosynthetic process.